Molecule: messenger RNA, 4181 nt
Organism: Macrosteles quadrilineatus (aster leafhopper)
Lineage: Eukaryota; Metazoa; Arthropoda; Insecta; Hemiptera; Cicadellidae
Product: piwi-like protein Ago3
Exons: 17
Coding region: 298-3033 (911 amino acids)
Biological process (GO): regulatory ncRNA-mediated gene silencing
Cellular component (GO): P granule
Molecular function (GO): protein binding; piRNA binding
Source: RefSeq, a predicted model, not a curated record
AUGAAAUGGUAAUGGAGCAAUGCUUAGCCCUGCUUAAUUUUGUUAUCGUUAAUUGAGUUUCAGUGAUUUCGCAACUAUUUAGGAAAUGUGACAUCGUAUCCUAUAUUAGUUUGAUCGGAAAUUCUACUAGGUUGUUGGCAGAUUCACAUAAAUUACGUGGUCCUUAUAAAGGUAUAAAGCCUUAGCUCUGUCGUUCUUAGUUUCGCGUCAUAGGCUAGGGCUUAUUGUAGUUUCGUUUUCGUACAGCUCAUUAAGUUUCACCAAUUUUUCUCUUGUGCUGACCCGUUUGCCCGAGAAAUGGCUGAAAAGAAGCAGAUUAUUGCCGGUCGAGGGGGUCGAGGCGCUAUUAUCGCCAAGCUUCUUGAAAUGCAGCGACCUCCUGGACAUCCCCCACAGGAUGGAAGUGGAGAUGCACCACCUCCCCAUGUACAGCAAGUGACACCAUCCCUGUCACAGACCCCACCUCCUAGAGUCAGUGGGCGAGGGGCACAGUUGCAGAAACUGCUGCAGAGUCAACCCCCGCCGGCACCCACACCCGCAGCGAUAUCAGCGCCCGUACCUACAGCUGGACCAGCACCCAGGCAGGGUGGGCGGGGGCAGAUACUACAGGCAUUAGCUUCUCAAAGUGCCAGAGCUAGUCCAGCCACGCCUACUCCCUCCACUGCUGCUGCCCCCUCGCCAGCAGUACAACCACAACCUGUGGCUGAGGUGGCGGACAUAACCCGACAGAUGAAGAGGGUGGACAUUGACACACCACCUGUCAUAAUGAGAGGGAAAGAUGGGAGAGAGGUUAAUGCUACAGCCAACUAUAUUCCCCUGUAUCUGAAGCCAGGAAGAGGCAUUUACGAAUACGAAGUGAGAUUUUCUCCAGCUGUGGAUGACAGAGGUCAGCUUGAACAAAUGCUCUUUGUUCAACACAAGGACAUACUGAGCGGCAAAAGACGAACUUUUGAUGGCGUCACAAUGUACCUGCCUCAUAAAUUAGAGGUCGAAUCAGUAACCAGCAUCCAUCCAGUAACCAAAGAAGAACACAAAAUAACAUUCAUCUAUAGAAGAGAGCGAUCAAUGAGAGAAUGUUUACAUUUUUAUAAUGUUCUCUUCAAUAACAUCCAAAGAGAGUUAAAGCUCCAGAGGAUUGGGAGAGAAUAUUUCAGUCCCGAUGGAGUUCAGGCUAUUCCCCAGCAUCAAUUGGAAAUAUGGCCAGGCUAUGUUACUGCUGUUGAUGCUUUUGAAGGUGGGGUGAUGCUGAACUGCAACACAUCACAUAAAGUGCUCCGAACUCAAACUGUACUUAAAUUGAUGGAUGAUAUAAUCCAUCAAACUGGUGGUAACCAAUGGAAGGAGGUUGUGCAGAAACAGCUGAUUGGACAGUCUGUAAUGACUCGUAAGCCCAUCAAGAUAUACCGUAUUGAUGAUAUUGAUUUCUCUCUGAAUCCCACAAGUACAUUUACUUGUGCUGAUGGUACUGAGAUGACUUACAUUGGAUACCAUGAGCGGAAGGGCAUCCAGAUUCGUGACCAUAAUCAGCCUCUUCUGGUUCAUCGUCCGAAACCAACCAAGAGACCUGGUGGAAUUGGCCUACUUAUGUUGAUUCCAGAACUGUGCUUCAUGACUGGACUUUCAGACGAAAUGAGAGCUGACUUUAAAGUGAUGAAAGAUGUUGCCACAAUCACCCGAGUCAAUCCCAACCAGAGAGUCUUAAACCUACAAAAAUUAAUCAAUAACAUAAAAAGUAACCCUAGAUGUGUAGAGAUGUUGGAGGAGUGGGGGUUGCAGGUACCUGAGAGGCCGUUAGAGAUGACAGCCCGUAUAUUGAACCCUGAACAAAUAACAUUUGGUAGAGGAUUCACCACCAACGGGAACCCACAAGCUGACUGGAACCGGGAUGCAACUUCUCAACACAUGCUAGAAGUGGUCAACAUUGACAAUUGGAUUGUGAUGUUUGCAUCCAGGGAUGAGCGUAAUGCACAUGGAUAUGUGGAAAUGAUGGGAAAAGUGUGCCCUCUCAUGGGUGUUCAAAUUGAAUACCCCAGUUUGAAUAAACUGAGAGACGACAAGCCAGACACCUAUGUUAAGAAUUUGAAGGAAUCCGUUACUGAAAAGACACAGUUGGUCGUGGUGAUAUUCCCCACUCAAAGAGAAGACCGCUACUCUGCAAUCAAGAAAUUUUGCUGCCUGGAUAGGCCAGUCCCUUCACAGGUAAUCAACUCACGCACAAUCAGCAAACCAGACAAGCUGAGGUCUAUUGUACAAAAGAUAGCGCUACAAAUCAACUGCAAACUUGGAGGAUCCUUGUGGUCUGUCAGAAUUCCAUUUGCAAACGCAAUGAUCUGCGGCAUGGACUCUUAUCACGAUACAAAGAGCAAGAACCGGUCAGUCGCAGGUUUUGUGGCGUCCAUGAACAAGGAAGUGACAAAGUGGUUUUCUCAGGUAUUCAUCCAGUCUAACAAUCAAGAGCUGCUAAAUGGAAUACACGAGGCAAUGUGCCAAGCUAUCCUAAAUUACUAUGAGAGAAACAACCGACACCCAGACACUAUCAUCGUAUUCAGAGAUGGGGUUGGCGACGGACAGUUGAGGGUAUGUGAAGAAUUGGAGAUUGGAUCAUUAAAGAAGGCAUUCAGCUCAAUCUCUCCAGACUACAACCCCUCUCUUUGUUUCAUCGUGUGCCAAAAAAGGAUCAAUACUAGAAUCUUCCUACCCAAGGGUCGGGACUUCGAGAACCCCCCGCCAGGAUCAGUAGUGGACAACACUAUAACAAGACGGACGCUGUUUGACUUCUUCUUGGUGUCGCAGUUGGUGCGUCAGGGAACUGUCACGCCAACACAUUACGUGGUUCUUCACAACUCCACACACCUGGACCCUGACAAAAUACAGAAGUUGACGUACAAAAUGUGCCAUCUCUACUAUAACUGGCCUGGAACCAUCAGAGUGCCUGCUCCUUGUCAGUAUUCCCAUAAGCUCGCCUACCUCGUGGGUACAAGUCUCCACAAAGAACCAUCGCGUGUCCUCUCUGACAGGUUGUUCUUCUUGUAAGGCCUCACUCUGCUGCUGCGUAUCACCACUUAAGACUGAACAACAUGUACAAUUAAUUGUCAAUAAUUGUAGUUUAAGCAACAUAAGUAUUUUUUAUACAAUCAAGAAACAACUACAUACUUAAAGGUUAUCAAAACAUUCCCCAAGUUUAUCCUUAUGUAAACUACAUCCGAUUUAGUAUGGAUAUAUUUUUGUUACCAUCGAGUUUUUGUGAGUAGUGUUGUCAAAAGUUUAGACGUCUAACCUGUGUUUAGUGUGACUUGAUAUGUGUUAACAAGAGAGAGGAUUUUACUUGAUUUGAUCUCUUCCAAUAUUUGUGUUUAAUGUUAUUAAGAUUGUUUAAUUAAUAUUAUAUUAAUUAAGUUAGUUAUUAUUGUUGUUUUGAUAUAAGUAUUUUAUAUAGCAGACUCUGUUAUCAAAGUAAAUGUGAACAAUGUGUUAAACAUGUUACGGGUUUUAUGAGUCGUCUCUUAUUACACAAUUUUGUUCAACUUUUUCUGUUCAAAUAUCAUGAGAUAGUUAAUAUCAAAGAUGAUAUUUCUUCCUUUUUUCCUUUGUUACCACCGAAGCAGUAUUCAUUCUUCUAUCUGGUUGUAUACGCUUCCUGAAAUUUGUGUUUUGUAAUAUUUUGAAGUUUCUUUAGUCAGUAAAGUAUAAAAAUAAAAUCUUUUCACACUCAUAUUGUCAAAUUGUUAAAAAGUAGAUCUUGCUUUUUAGUUUCACUUUUCCAAUAAUUAUUCGGUAAAACCUCAAAUAUUAUUUUUUUUUUUCUCACUAACGGUAAUUUGCUAAAGCCAAUCAGUAAGAAAAUUAAAAAAAGUAGAGGAGUUUUAAAAUUGUACUACUAUUUGCCACAGUAAAUAAAUUUUACAAUGUGUACAUUACAUGCUGUGUUUUAAAAGAUAACAUUAUGAUAUUCUUAGAUAUAAAUCUAUAUUCAAAACUUGUACAUUUCUAUCUAUGUGAAAUUCAUUCAUUGAUGAGAGGGAAGAAGAAAAAGAGAAGUUGUAUUUGUGUAUAUAGUUAAGACCCAUUUCAUAAUAUCCUUUAGUUAUAGUGUUAAUUCAAUUCUUAUUGAUGAGGUGUUUUUUGAUAUUAAACUGUUACUAAUGUUGUUAAAAGGUUGACUAUAUCUUGAGUCUCUUUCG